This is a messenger RNA of Ostrinia furnacalis (Asian corn borer), 686 nucleotides long. Its product is annotated as heat shock protein Hsp-12.2. The coding region runs from base 83 to 589 and encodes 168 amino acids. The transcript has a single exon. The record is from RefSeq and is a predicted model, not a curated record. Gene Ontology annotation, cellular component: cytoplasm; nucleus. Lineage: Eukaryota; Metazoa; Arthropoda; Insecta; Lepidoptera; Crambidae. Gene Ontology annotation, biological process: response to heat; protein refolding.
GCGCGCGGAAAAUAAACAGUUGAAAUUGUCAAAGCGACGCGCGACGUGAAAACAAAAGUGCCAAGUGAAAAUAUCUGCGAAAAUGUCUCUGAUGCCGUACUGGUUACGACAUAUGAGGAAUCUGGCGUACCGGGAUCCUAUCGCCAGGGCGUUUGAAGAUCCGUUUGCCCUGUUAGCCAGGGACCCGUUCUUCCGCGACCCUGUGAAGUACAUCAAGCAAGUGACAGCUCCUAUCGAGCAGGAGCAUGGCAUCGAAGGAAUUUACUCCGAUUCGGAGGUGAAGGUUGACGGCAAGAAGGUGGAAGUGCAUUUGGACGUCCAGAAUUUCUCUCCGGAUCAGAUUCAGGUGAAGACCGUUGGGAACGAGAUCUUGGUGGAGGGGAAGAAGGAGAUCAAGCGAGAGGAUGGCUGGACGAGGAGUCACUUCGAGAGGCGGUUCCUGCUGCCUGAUGGGUUUCCCCCGGAGCGCGUGGAGUGCCACCUGGACAAAGGAAAGCUGUUGCUGGUAGCCUUUAGGGCGGAGCCGGUCGAGGAGAGGAAGAUCCCGAUCCAGGACAAAUCCGCAGAGAAGAAGGAAGAAUCUAAGUAGUAAACCAGUGAUUAGUUUUAUUAAAUCUUUCAGACUGACUAGUUUAGGCCCGGUUUCUGUGAUUUUUAUUUUAAUAACGAAUAAAUAACUUUGAAAU